GUCCCGACACUUCAAGUCGCUGUGAGAGAUUCUCUUGCCUAUUUCUUCACCUCAGCAGACCGUUGAACUUCCCCUGAACUGAAAAUGCGUGAGUGUAUCUCUAUCCACGUUGGCCAGGCUGGUGUACAGAUCGGCAAUGCCUGUUGGGAGCUGUACUGCCUGGAACAUGGCAUUCAGCCUGAUGGCCAGAUGCCGUCAGACAAGACUAUUGGGGGUGGUGACGACUCCUUCAACACCUUCUUCAGCGAGACCGGAGCGGGGAAACACGUACCGAGGGCAGUGUUUGUUGAUCUAGAGCCAUCGGUUGUGGUUUCUACAGCUGUGGUGGAACCUUACAACUCUAUCCUGACCACCCAUACUACUCUGGAGCACUCUGACUGUGCCUUCAUGGUGGACAAUGAGGCCAUCUACGACAUCUGCCGCCGCAACCUGGACAUCGAGCGUCCGUCCUACACCAACCUCAACCGGCUGAUUGGUCAGAUCGUGUCGUCUAUCACCGCCUCGCUGAGAUUUGACGGUGCCCUGAACGUCGACUUGACCGAGUUCCAGACCAACUUGGUGCCCUACCCACGCAUCCACUUCCCUCUGGCAACCUACGCACCCGUCAUUUCUGCUGAAAAGGCGUACCACGAGCAGCUGUCGGUGGCUGAAAUCACCAACGCCUGCUUCGAGCCGGCCAACCAGCUGGUGAAGUGCGACCCGCGCCACGGCAAGUACAUGGCCUGCUGCAUGCUGUACCGCGGCGACGUGGUGCCCAAGGACGUCAACGCGGCCAUCGCCACCAUCAAGACCAAGAGGACCAUUCAGUUUGUGGACUGGUGCCCCACUGGCUUCAAGGUUGGCAUCAACUACCAGCCACCCACUGUGGUGCCUGGCGGUGACCUGGCCAAGGUGCAGCGUGCCGUGUGCAUGUUGAGCAACACCACGGCCAUCGCUGAGGCCUGGGCCAGGCUGGACCAUAAGUUUGACCUCAUGUACGCCAAGAGGGCCUUUGUGCACUGGUACGUGGGUGAGGGCAUGGAGGAGGGAGAGUUCUCCGAGGCCCGUGAGGAUCUGGCUGCCCUGGAGAAGGACUACGAAGAAGUCGGUGUCGACUCUGUCGAUGCUGAGGGUGAAGACGAAGGCGAGGAGUACUAGAUAUAUAUGUGCCGGGAGACGUCCAAUGUUCAAUAUCAAACGCUUUUGGUCGCCAAAUCGUCGGUGAAACUUAGUCGGCAGAAACAAACCAAAAAUGACAGCUAUGUUGUAAAGCUGGGGAGCAUUCCUUGUUAUUGUUAUUAUCGUUGGGCUUUUCCAGUGCAAUAUUUCGGUUAGCUGGAGACAGCAUAAUAAAUCUCUUUGAAU
Molecule: messenger RNA, 1344 nt
Organism: Aplysia californica (California sea hare)
Lineage: Eukaryota; Metazoa; Mollusca; Gastropoda; Aplysiida; Aplysiidae
Product: alpha tubulin 1
Biological process (GO): microtubule cytoskeleton organization; mitotic cell cycle
Cellular component (GO): cytoplasm; microtubule
Molecular function (GO): structural constituent of cytoskeleton; GTP binding
Source: RefSeq, marked provisional